Molecule: messenger RNA, 13818 nt
Organism: Porites evermanni
Lineage: Eukaryota; Metazoa; Cnidaria; Anthozoa; Scleractinia; Poritidae
Source: the annotation of a GenBank genome assembly
GUAACAGAAUGUAUAUCCACGCAAAAAUAUACUCUGCUUGGCUCAUUCUAAUUCUAGAAGGUAAGUGUUAAAAUCCUUUGCUUUUAAGAAUGGGAAAUCUAAUUAAUUCCUUUAUCUGAACAAGGAAUUACCUGCAGCAUUCUGAAUAUGGAGAGUUGCUUGGAUCGUUUCACGCCGAUGUUAAAUUUUUGUAGAUAAAAAGAACGUGAUAUGUUGAAAAAUACCUCGUUACGUGUCUCUCUACUAUAGUUUUGCUCGAUACAAACAAAAAAAUCAGGAUGACAAUGAGAAUGAAAAGAAAUAUUUUUGAGUGAGUUACUAAUAUUUACGGAAAACACAAGUAUUUUUUUAAUGUUUCAUCGAGUGCCUGGUAUAAAAUUGACAAGGUAUUUUAAAAUGCUUUGGUCAUUUGGGUUCGGGUAAAAAUAUGAAUUAUAUUUUCGCUUAUCAAUUAUUACGUGACGACAUCGAUAACGCGACCUCCAAUUUCUAAUUUCUAAUUUCUGUAUACUUUUCAGUAUCACUCAUAGUCAUAAAAACCUCAAUAUAACGAAUAUCUAUAUAACGAAGUCCUCGGUAUAACGAACGAGUUUCUUUACUUCAGUGCUAGUAAAAUAUAUGAAAAAGAACCUUGAUAUUAUGAACCUCGUUACAGCGAACAAAUUUUGCUAGUCGCUUGGCCCUUCGUUAGAUCAUGGUUCCACUGUAAGUAUGAUUAAAACACACCUACUGCAAUCAAGUUAACGGAUUAGUAAAAUAAGAAAAAAACCCUUUAUCCCAUCACCAUCGCUAAGAGAAUCUUCGAACAUGUUUUUGUUCACCUGAACACUUGACUUGAGCUCCUUUGUCGGGUUCAACAACCAUUCAGGAAUGCAGUCAAACUCCGUUAAUAAGGACACUGAGGGGCAAUAGAAACGGUCCGAUUCAAUUAAGCGGGUUGAAAUUAGGAAAACUUUGAGAGCUUACUUCUCCCAGGGACAGAAAAACUGUCCUUAAUAACGAGGUGUCUCUCCGUAUUAAGCGGGUGUCAAUAAAGUGGGUUUCGAUUGUAUAACCAUCUUUAGAAAUGGAACUUAUAAUUUACUCUUCGGAUUUCUUAUUUUUAAGCACCAGAACAUAAAAGCACCUUUUUUAUUGUUUUUGUUUUAGGUUAGUCAUUUGCAUGUUAUCGUUUGUUAUCGUGCGUCAGUUUCCGGGUUAACGUUCGGCUCUAUCCUUCUUUCAACAAUUUAAUUUGUUUCUUCUCUUUUACUUUUUGUGACGUACAAAUUCGAGAAGAUUUGCGCCAAACAUCAUUUUCUUUAAGUUAGUUGAUUGAUGGAGAUACUUGGACCAUCAUUGAUGUCAUCGAUGCCAUUUCCUAUUGGCAAGCCUGAUGUAGAUAGCUAGCAAUGAAAAUAACCACAAGUCAGUGUUUAUGUGACAUUUGACAGGUUAUAAUAAAACAUAUAUAAGGAACGAAGACUCUGUAAAGAAAAAAAGAUUAUAUUGCUUUAUUUGUGUCGGAAAAGUGUAACAAAUUGCUUUUCCAGAAUCGGUAGGUAAAGAAAAGAUGGAAUAAUUCUAAAUAAUUAUAAACAGGUAUUAAUAUGUUUAUGUUAAAUUAUUAAUUAAUAUAAACAAUAAGAGGAAGUUAAUGACCAGUAAGCAGACUCAUGAAUAAAAUUGAACAGAGCUUUACCCAUUCCUAAGGGUAAAACAAUUUGAUGGGCUCCCGCUUUUGUUCAUGUUCUUUGUUUUUUCUGUUUUAUUCUAUAUCCGAUGGGCAAAAGAAUAAGAAAAGAGUUUUUCCUAUGUAUGCUAUGCUAUUUGUCCACUUGUUCACAGGCUAUAUAUACUAUAACCCUCGUUUCCGCGCUACUCUCCCCAGAUCAUCCUGCGCUACCACCAUUUUAGAAUAAGGUGUAUAAAAAGUACUUGUGAAAGAUACUGUCUAAUCCUUACUCUCUAAUUAUUUUGCUGAAUGGUUCAGUAUAUAAAACAAAUUUCAGAAGAACACUUUAUUGACAAUAACCUUUUAGCUCAUCUCUGUUAAAACAUUUUAUUAAUAUAAAACUGGCGAAUUUCUUUCAUUUUAUAUGUUAAGGGGUAAUGUAACUCAGAUCCAAAAAAAAGCCUCUCAAGGGCCUGUGUAAUAUAUAUCCAGCAUAAAACUGCAGUAUUGAAAAUUUUAAGCAAAAGAGCUGUGCCGGUUGACCUGUCCUACUGAUAAGAGAACAAACUCCUCAAACCCCGUAAUCGUAAAGUAGAACCCCGUUAACACGGUCACUCAAUGGGCCAAAAAAAUUUGGCCGUAAUUACAAGGUGACCUUAUUAAUAAGGGUUUCUUUACUGAAGAAAAAGUAUGGUCGUUUUUGCCAAGCGGCCAAAAAAAAGUACAAACUGAUAAACCCAAAGAACUACAAAAAAGUGACCGUAAUAACGAGGUGACCGUAUUAUCGAGGUGGCCGUAUGGCGGGGUUCCUUUGUAUUUUCAACAAUCCUAUACUUUAUCUCGUUCUAAUAGGUCUAACAAGGUGCUCUGGUCAAGAGGGAGAGCUAACAAGAUUUCUUCUGAACACUAAUCACUACAACAACAAGUUUAGACCGGUUAAAGACGAUAACACCACAGUAAAUGUCGAGCACAGUUUGAUUUUGCAAAGGAUAGUGAAAGUAGUAAGUUGCUUUGAAAUACAGUAUGUAUUGUUGUUGUGCCUAAUGGCAAGAAAAGCGACUUCUUUAAAUCCCAUCUUAAGUCUUUAAAAAAUCGCCUUGGCCUACGCUACACCAGAAAUCUUUCCUGAGGGAACAACAUCAGUACGUUCUGCCGUCAAACCCGGCUUACAUAAUGCCGGGUAAUAGAUGCUGGGAACUUGUUUCGAUUCGUGCAUAAUGCACCGAAACUAUUUUACUUUCGUUUCUAACAAGGCGAUUGGACCUUUGAAUGUCGGAUGCCUUUUACUAGCCUGACUCUUUUAAUAAUCAUCUUACUGUUUCCUAUAGUACUUUACUGAGACAGGAGUCAGUGACCAGAGGCUCCUGACUGAGAUUAGUAGCUUUGUAUGAAAUGCUUUUUGCCCCGCCAGGUACGAAAUUUCUGUCAAUUGUCCCUGUUACCAUUUUCUCACUGGUCACGCCUUAGAUUCCUGCUAGAAGAGGUCUAUUUUCCCUGAAUACUAGGGAAAAGAGACCUCUCCUAGCAGGGGAGGCUUUCAUCGCCCCACAUAAGGGAACUGUCUUGGAUUCUGGAUUCCACGAACUGGAUUUCGGAUUCCUUAUCAGUGAGACUUGGAUUCCGGAUUCAUUGAGCUGAAUUCCGGAUCCAAAGCCUUGAAAUACCGUAUUCCAAAAGCAAACAUUUCCUGGAUUUACCUUACAUAGGGCGACUUUCAACAGAGAGCAGGCAUUUUAAUUUCAUGUUCAGUUUAGAUUUCUUCUUGUACUAGUAAUAAUAGGAAUCAACACCAUUCUACGUGCUAAUUAAUCAUACCAUUUUUUCCAUGAAUAUAUAUAUUUUUUCUUUUCCUCUUCAGGAAGAAAAAUACCUCAGAAUUGCCUUAGAUGUAAUAAUUAAAAUGGUAAGGCAUGAAUAUUAGUAAAUAAAUAAAUCUUUCUAAAUUCCAUUCGAAGGAGAAUGAAAAAUAAGCGGUAGUACGCAAAAGUAGAGUGAGAGGAGUGUCGGCACUGCUGAAAUCAUGCGAGUGGGCCAUUUCUGAGUUCCAAAACUUUCACUAUCAAACCUUGGACAAGUGUAAAAACAUUCUUGUGAAAAUGAAUUUUAUUUGCUUGUGGAUCAAAAAUCAUUUUCAUGGCUUUGCACUUAGCCUCGCUAUGAAACAGAGGCUUGAGGAAACCCGCAAAUAGCCCAUUGACUGAUGCGCCACCGUUAUCAUUUUAGAGGGUCGGCGUGGUAGAGUGGUUUCGGUGCCUGACGUUUUUUAGACAUCUUAGGUUCAGGUUCCGCUCUGACCACUAACUGGAGCUCUUUCGUGGUACUCCCGAGUUCAUCGAUCACGUUUUGGGAUAACCAAGAGAGGCUUCACUCUCAGUUCUGUUGACUUUUUAACCAUAUUAUUACACAGUAAUCCUUACAUGUAAGAAAUAAUUCUCCUCUCGUCACUACACUGUUAAAUAAUUUAUUUCAGCAAUGGAGGGAGGAAAAUUUAAAGUGGAAUUUUUCUCAAUUUGGCGGGAUAAAACAGAUUAAUUUGGGCAAUAAAGAUAUCUGGACGCCGCAGAUUAUUUUAUACAACAGGUAAGAAGACGUAUCAUUCACCACUUUAGAAAAGAAAAAGGAACUGGAGCUCAAAUCAGUCUCGCCAUUGUUUCUAUGAUCGUUACUUACCUGGACGCGCGGGUCAGCCAUCGGCCAAUUUCUUUCUCUAUCCAUUAUGUAAUACAGAGAAACCCCGCUCCACGGAAACCCGCUUAAUACAGACAACCGUAUAUAACGGACGGUUUCGUUUGUCCCGACGGAAAGCUCAAAUAUUUUCUCAUAAAUUAUCCCCGUUAAUACGGAAAACGGACACUUUUCAGUGUCCCGAGUCGCAAACAGACUCACGGACACUUGUUACCCUGCGCAUUGUCUAUUUUAUUAAACUUAACAGCAGCUAUUUAAACUUAACGGCAGCGCCGGGACGAAAAGGCUUCUAAAAGAUAAAAUUACCACAUCCAUGAGAAACAACCUGAACAUUAUAAUUCAAAGUUAAAACCAAUUCCAAAAAAUCCGAAACUCAGUAACACAUAGCUUCUUGUAAACAAAGUCUCUCCCUAUUUUAAUGAAUUUUGUUCUGGUUCCUUGUUUUCGCCUUCGUAGGUGGAAAAAAAAUGUUUGUUUUGUUGAGAUCUCUUGGCGUUAAUUGCCUUCCUUGCGAUUUAGAGAGAUCCAGAAUCACGUUUACCUAAAUGUCGAUGAUUUGUACCACGUGACUAAGUUUUCCGUUUACUUGUCGUUUACUGUUUAUUAUGUCCACACGGAAAUUAGUAGUUUCAUGUCAAGCGCAUCCACACUAUUUACAUUUAUUUUUAAUUAUUUUGGACAGUUUUUAUUCAACCAUUUCUUAAUUUGACAAACUGUCAAAUUGAACUAUCUGAUGUUUGCCGUUUGUCGUAAAUGUGAUUUGAAAACUCUCUGUCAUAACGUCUUAAGUCUGCGCGCGAAUAAUUUUUGGUUGGUAACAGCAGCAACCUCUCUCCGAUCCUUUUUCUUGGUCGGAUUUACUUGAACAGGGAGCGGCCUUGGAACCAAGUAUGAAGCGGGCAAGAAAGCAGCUGGUGAUAUACCCCCUCCCCCCCCCCCCCCCCCCCCCCCCCCCCCCAAAAAAAAGGCGAGGAAGCCAUCACAAUUCCAGUCUAAGUUCCACGUGAUGAAGAAACCAGAGCCAGCCAAAAACCACAGAUUAAGGCCGUGCAUUUGACUUCUAACGCAUGUGCAAAUAUCUUUUGCCAAAAUACGUGUGGCUUGUCUUAUGCAUUGUUAGGUUUUAUUUUCCUCAUAUCCGCUUAAUAUUCAGCCAAGAAUCAGCGCUUGAGCCUUUUAAUAGAGUUCUUGCCACCAGAGGACGUAAAAAAAUUAAAACCGAAAACAAUUAGAUUGUAGGGGUUUGUUACUAUAUUGUGUUAAAUUGUUACCAGAAUUGGAGCAAGCUACGUCUUUUAAUGAAUAUGCUGAUGAACCCUCGGGUGACAAAAUUAAAAUUGAUAAGGGAAAACAGCUUAUUCCGCUCGAGAUUUAUUAUCGUUAAGUAGAAAAAAAAAUGCAUAGGUCUGAUACCAGAUUCUCAACUCAUUAAUAAGUACAUACUAAUCGGAGCAAAUGGUCUCUCUUGUAAAAUAAUUGACGAAAACUCAGUACUUUAGUCCAUAAUUACAAGUUGUGGCGCAAUGCCCCGGAAGCUUGAAAAUGGCUAGUAUGAUCUUAACAUUAUAUUGCCACCUUACAAAGGUUGUAACUUGGCCGAACAUAACAAAACAGAAACGUGAUUAAUGAGAACAAGAGCGAUAUUUACACAGGAGUAACUAUAAGAGUGGUAAGCUCUUUCUCUAAAGUUUUUAUAAUCUACCGAACGUGCUUGACAGUUGAAUUAAUUGCACACAUCCCAAACCCUGACGAAGUACGCCAGCCUCACGGAUAGACGCUGAAAUGGCUUUCCUUGGGCUUAUACUGUUGUUCAUAGAGUGUUUUCUCGGUGGCUUCCUUAUAGCGUACUUUCUAUGUUCUGACGGCGGAUCGUGCAAAACCAACGCUUUCGUUGAGUCAGGAAAAGACAACGAAAAGGAGGAGGAACUGACAGAAGUUACAGUUGAAACCAACGGCCCUGAACAGUUCGAAAAGAUAAGUUCAAACGAUGCAAAGCAGCAACUUGAGGAUUAGUAAAAAGACAAUAACGAGAGCGAGGAAAUUCAAACAGACUGUAAAGCGAGCGAAGACAAACAAAAAGAGGCACACCAAGAAAUCACCGAGGAGGAUUAACUUCAACUGACUGAUGUGCUCAAAAUCGUUCAUUAUGACAUUCAAGGACAAAUCGGCCUCCUUUUUAAUAGGUUUCUAAUAGGUUGCUUCCCAAGAGUUGUAAAUAGCUUUUAAAAGUUGUGUUUAGCAUUUCAAAUAUGCAUUUUAGUUUGUGUUCAGUCAGCGGCGAUCUAUGACCUUUGCGGUCACUUCAGUUUUACGACUCAACGAAUACAAACUCUUUAGAUUUAUAGAUUUCUGUCUUGAGAACAAAAUCUGAUGCAAUAAAUUAUUUGUUUACUCAUAUUACCUGUUUACUACGCUACUUGUUGUACAAGUUCGUUCCGACCGUUUUAAAACGUCCAACUUUGGAAAAGAAGAAGCAGCAGCAGCAGCCAAAAAAAAAAACAAACAAACAAAAAAACAAUUCAACACACAUAUUCCUCCGAUCGCAUAUGUAAAUAGACCACAACGGAAAUACUGAGGAAGAACCGAAUGCAGAUCCUUGUUUGGAAUUACAACUAUAGUGGACUGACAAUCAAAUUUUAACGUCUUCAAUAGACCUCCAAAUUACCUUUCCUAACCGGCUCUUUACCUCCUUGAUAUCUGCUAUCUCAGGAGGAUUUUCCUUCAACUUAAAUUAUUAGGAGAACAGCUAAAAAAAGAGAAAAUCGAAAGACACACGGAGUUCCGACGUCACUUUCGCAUUACCCAUAGUACACCCAAUCCCCUUUCGAAUUUUGCAUCAGCAUUGUUUUCGCUUUCCCUUGUGACGAUUCGAUUUUUUUCUUUAUUACUUAGAGGAAAUGGAAAACAAUUCUUAUGCAAAAUUUUGGGCAAUAACCAACGCGGAUUAUGUGAAAGUGGCAGAUUUCAGACCUUUAGCAGGUGGGUUCAUUCCACGUGCGUUUUUAACUGAAAAGGAGGUUUCACGUGUUCGGAGCUGAGUACGGCCUGUUUCAAACGUCGAAAAUCCAAAUAUGCCGACUUUAAUACUAACGAGGAAAUCCAAGUUGCUCUCGCUCAGUUGCAAAACAUAUUCGGUUUCCAUAAUAUCUGGAUUCAUGUGUACGGGGCCUUUAACCCUUUAAAUCCUGAGAUCAAAAUUUGAAUUCUUAUUUGUUGCCCCUACUCAUUUCCUGCAGAAGUUUAUUUAUACUGUAUGUGAUGAGAGGUUAAAAAUGGUCAUGAAUAGACCCUUUCACUUUGUUUUCAAAUUUUGACUGGAAGCACUCUAGUAAGCAAAAAUCUGUCCACACCGAUGAAAGAACGCCUUAAAUUAAUGUAAUUAAAGUUGCCAAGUUUGAAAGCGAUAUGUUGAAAACUAACGAAGAUAUAGCUCUGCAACGUCUCUGAAUUUUACAGUCGGUUGUUUUGCGAAGAGUGCAGAACAAAAACAGCUGAUAUAAAAAAAAAAAUUUAAGAUGUAGUCACUGCGAAUUCUGCAAAAACAUUUUGCUUUUUCAUAACUACUUGAUGCUAUUUGAUGACACACGAGAUUCCUUGGACAGUGAGUUUAAUUUGCUAAACCUACAUGACUGCAGAACCAUACACAAUCACGCUGACGCUCUGAUUAUCACAUUCGUUAGCAGAAUUUAUUGCACGUUUUCUCUUAUACUUUGCACGACUCUAAAUCAACACCCAUACGCGCCACGCUUGUUUACAUUUUAUAGUCACACUACCUUUUAAACAAAAAUUUAUUUCACGUUCUACUCACGUUAUAGAUCCGAAUCAACACACAUUCUCACCAUAGUUGCAAAAGCUUUACUUCACUUUCUACUUUUUAUUUUACACGAUUUUAAAUAAUAAUAUAAUAAUAAAAACACUCUCCCCAGAAUCGAAUUCGCACUCAUAUUCACAUUGCAUCUGUGGCAGAUGUUCUUAUUUCACGUUCUUCUUUCUAUUCUCCUUUGUUUAGACUCCAAACAAAAACACAAUCGCGCCCACGCUCACGAACACAUUCUUGUUUUAGUAGAUGGCGGUUAGGUCACGUUCAUGUUUUCACUAAACGGGGGUUUCACGUGCCAACAAGCCAUGCAGACUUAAAUAUGGUUAUCUGUUGAACUUAAUUAUAUUAUAAAAAGCAAGUCAGUGUUUGUUGACUCCCGCAAUCAGUGCUAUACUAAAUACACACCAAGUCGAAUGCGGAUAAAUCAUUGUAAAGCUUAAAUAAUAAACAGUGAAAAAACACAUGAAAAUUUCAGUAUACCUUGCAACAACUUCAGCCAGCUACGUAUAUGUAACUAAAACAGAACAAAAUAUUCUAUCUGAAUCUAAGAUCUCUGAAUCUUAGAUUUUAUUGUAUACUUUCUCUAAACUUUUUACUUGAAAUAUUUGGAUAAUAACGUCCAAGUUUAUUUAUUUUUCAGCAGGUGUUUCUCUUUGCGUGUACUUUACAACUAAAAAAAAUUAACACGUGUUCAGUAUAUAUCUGGUUUUUUCGCGCCAACACUUCCCGUACCUCUGGGAAACUAGCCUGCGAGCAAGCUCUCCGGGGUGCUCUGGCGGCGGGGCGGGAAAAGGAACUACGUCUCUGAAAUUUGAAUUCCACAUCCAAUUCCCCUGUGGCUCCCGCCAAACAGCGCGAAGCAGAAACAAGGGUGAAUGUAAACAAAUACAGAAAAAUACGUGCCUAGGUUAAUGACGUCAUUACUAAUGUCAUCUCCGCCAAUCAGCAUUUCGCACGCUUGGGCUACUCUACGUUAAAAAGCUAAAACUUGUCUUCGCAGCCAUUGAAUUCCAAACCUAAGGGUCUAGAUUUUUUUUUUAAGACUAUAUUUAGGCUUUGAAACUGUUUCGUGUUGUCUGUUGCAACGAAUGACAAGGAUGGACAUGGAUUGAAACUUGAAAAAGUUGGGCCAUCAUCAUCAUCAUCAUCAUCAUCAUCAUCAUCAUCAUCAUCAUCAUCAUCAUCAUCGUCGUCGUCGUCGUCGUCGUCGUCUUCAUCAUCAUCAUCAGAGUUUUUAUUCACUCUUGACAGAGGAACCCCUCCCUGGAUCGAUCGCACAGGUGUCUGGACUUAGCUAAUCUUGACCAUGAGGGUCCGAUCCGUUUGGUGAGAUCGUCUCUCCAUCUUGUUUUUGGGCGACCCUGUUUUCUGGUCCAGUCUAUUGGGGUCCACUCUGUUGCUCUGAUAGGGUAUAUGUCAAUUAAUAAUAAUUAACUUUAAAAACUUCAGUGAUAACACAGGUACCUAUAAAGCUCCUUUCCUUUCUGUUCAACGAGUCUUCGGGCAAUCUAAUACUGUGCCAAAGGAAAAAUAUUGGUUUAUUAAAGACAACAUUCUUUUACGAGCUGUAUAUUCCGUUACAUUACCGAAGAGAAUUCUUACGUAGUGAUCGUCCCGUGCAGGAUAAUAUAUAAAGACAGUAUUGGAUUCCGGAUUCCAAGCACUGGAAUCCAGAUUCCAGGUAUUGGUAUUUCAGUGGAACUUGAAUUCCGGAUUCCAAUCGUUAGUGGGAUUCUAGCUUCUUGGAGCUGAAUCCCUGAUUCCAAAGCCCAGGAUUCCGGAUUCACAAGCAAAAAUUGAUCGCAUUCUGGGGAGAUAGUGAGCAAUUAACUUGACGUCUUCUAUCAUGUUUCAGGGCAGAUACCGACGAAUCUGAAACAGAGUCUUUCAAAGCCACCGUGACGUACGAUGGGAAUGUCACGUGGCUGGUACCAAAGGUUACCAAGAGUUCCUGUCAAAUAAGUGUUGAGCACUUUCCCUUGGAUGAGCAGGUUUGUUUAUGUGACUUUCUCUUAGUUACAAUGUAUCUUCUUCCUUUGAUUUCACUUCAUUAAGGCAAAACCUUGUUCCUUUUGUUUGUUGCCAGUUGGCAUUCUCUUAAUUUAUCGUAUUUAUCGCCGGGGUUGGAGGGGGGAGGGGAGGAUUUGGGGCUAAACAAGGUGAAAUUUAGCCGAUCCGCCCUUGAAUGUUACUUCACUUCAGUGAUCCCCCCUAAUAACUUUUGAUGACUUUCGCGAUCCCCCCCGCCCCCCCCUCAUUAAUAAUGAACGGUCCUUAAGUCCAUUUAUAGCUCGCCCCAUAGAGAGGCAGUCUUGGAUUCUGCAUUCUGGAUUCUAGGCCGUGGAUUCGGGAUUCCUUGUCAGAGGAACUUGGAUUCCGAAUUCCAAUGGUUAGCAGGAUUCCGGAUUCCUUGAGCUAAAUUACGGAUUCCAAAGCCCAGGAUUACGGAUUCCACAAACAAAAUUUUCCGAAUUCCGGAUUUUAAAGCAAAAAAAUUCCCUGGUUCCCUUCCGGAAUCCGGAAUACCUUACAUGAGCCGAUCUAGCAUAAUCGAGUUAUCACUUUAGGGUUUACUCCUUCUAUAUGGAUAGCUGAAAUUAAGCCAGUCUUAACAAUUGUAAUAUUUUUAGAUGUGCAAAUUAACGUUUGGCUCAUGGAACCAUGACAUUACGAAGCUCAACAUCUCCGCUGCCAGUCGGACUGUCUUCACAAGCGAGUACAUCCCCAAUGGAGAAUGGGUUCUGAUCAGUGCGCGCUCUGAAAGUAGCCUUAUGUCACAUCUCUGCUGCAAAAACAUGGUGUCUGGGGUAUCUUACGUGCUCCAUAUCAGGCGUCUUCCGCUGUUUUAUGUCACAAAUUUCAUCAUACCGUGUGCGCUUAUAUCUGUUCUGACACUCCUGGUGUUUCUCAUGCCUGAAGGUUAGACACGCUGCUUUAAUAUUGUAAAUUAGUUUUUCAGUCUGAGAUGAUAAGGAUUAUAAGUGAUUAUCCUAAAGGGAUUCUUAAACUGGUGUUUCAAACGAUAUUGAGUCACACAGCACGUUGAUCUAAGGAAUCAGUAGUGAAUUAUAUGCGGCUUUUGAUUUAACAGAGCAACACUACUGGUGGCCUGGGAACUAGACAUCAGGCAUCCAGAGUGAGCGUGUUACGUCAGCUUUGACAAAGAUGAUCGGAGCUGGAAGUGUUAACAAUUUACCUUCAUUUCCGAACGACAUAUUUUUUUUUACACAAUUUAAGCUCCUCACGUAGUUAUUCCAUCCCAAGGAGGGUCGUCGCCCAGCUGUCUGUUUUUCUGACGGUUCUAUUCUAUGCUUUCGGCCAGUCAGCCAUUUAUUUUAAUACUCAGUCAGUCAGUCAGUCAGUCAGUCAGUCAGUCAGUCAGUCAGUCAGUCAGUCAGUCAGUCAGUCAGUCAGUCAAAGACUCAGCUGGCCACUCAGAAAGUUCACGGUCAAUUGGCUAAUAAUUCGAACGGUAAAUAUUACCCUCCCGACGAGUAACACACAGAAAAGCAGUCAGUUAAAUUCUACUGGUGAUCAAACGUUUCUGUCUGCCUUCAUCUGUAGUAUAUUUUCUUCGUUGUGUUAAAUUCAGACACUGGUGAACGAAUGGCAGUGGGAGUCACAAUUCUUUUAUCCCUUGCUGUAUUUUUCUUGAUGGUGGAAGAGAAAAUGCCCGUUUCAGAGGACCUUCCGUUGAUUGGUAAAUACUACAGUUGCACCAUAAUAGAGGUAUCAGUAUCUCUAGCUGCCAUGUGUUAUGUACUGCGCUAUGUACACCAUAGGUCUGGUCCAUUGCCUCACUGGAGAAAGGUCAGUAAAACACUAAAAUUUAAGAUUCGGCCCAUGCAAGGGAAUCCAAGUCAGUCUUGGAUUCUGGAUUCCACCUGUGGAUUCCGGAUUCCAUGAACUGGAUUCCAAGUUUUUUGCCUGUGGAACUUGGAUCGUUAGUGGGAUUCCGGAUUCCUUGUUCUGUAUUCUGGAUUCCCAAGGCUUGCAUUCCGGAUUCCCCAACUCAAAUUUCCCCCAUUCCGGAAUCCGGAUUCCUUUACAUGGGGCGACAAAAUGUUCUCAUCUUACUCAUCUAAUCAGCUGAAGCCAUUUAACGACUUGGGAUUCCGACCUGACUUGCAGAAGCGCAUCAGUUGAACUAACCAUUCGAUAAUCGCUACGUGACAAACUGGAGAUCAGAGAGGAGUUUUUAGUUCGUAAACUACCCCGUGAUAAUGAAAAUUAAGAUGAAUUUGGUUUUGUAACACGAUUGAUAAGUGAGAUAGUUUUUUAUGUUAUCCGAAAGAAAUUGUCUGUUACUUAUUUCAAUACCUUCAAAGUGGAGCCCGUUUACGAACUAAACUCUAUAACUAUAAUCGGCCGGUUUUUAAUAUCCGCCCAUCCCUCACACGACUUUCCCUUCUCCCUCCUGAAUCGGGCCCAGAUUUAACUCCCAACUGUUGUUAUAGUUGUUUAAACCUUCCUUGGUGGGAGGAAGGGGUGGAUGGAGGGGGUGGGGGGGGAGGAAGAUGCGUUUUCAGGGCUCCUUUUUCUCGAUGAACACCAACCUUUUCAUUAGAAGGCCAGCAAUUUGAGUUCAAUAAACGUGGCAAUAUGCAAAUUAUUGCAAAUUAAAGAAUGAUUUCACACUUUUGAGAGACUUAAUUGUUUUCAAGAAAAUUCAUUGUUACAUUCACUCGACCAUUCGACUGACAAAGCAGGCUUUUCGUCCGAAAUUCACGAAAGGCCUUUUUUGUUUGCCAGAAAUACAUUCUAGGUUUUUUGGCGCGGGUAGUUUUUUACAACACCGGACACACAGAAACGCGUGAAAACAAGGCACCGAGGGCACAACUACAACUGGACACUCGAGGUUCCCGAGCGACCGAAGAAGAAGGCCGGACAAAAGCAAGGAUUACCAUGAAAAAGUGGAAAAAUCGUAAGAUGAGGGACUUUUUAGCUCAUAGAUUUACCGGUAUUUUCUAUCUCCAGACUAUAGAAUGCAACUGGCAUGGCAACAGCAAUUGUUUUAUGGGGAGGAGGCCUGACGAAUGCUUUGUUGCCACCCCUCCCCUGCUUCUUCUUACCCCUACUCCAUUCGUAUUUACCAAGAUCUCUUUCUCCUUUAUAAUUUCUAUCCACAAACGCAGCCAUGCACUGGCAAGAUUCCUGGGUCCUCACGGCUGUAGAGUGGGCAUAAUCAGUGUUUUGAGUGUAGUUUUUUUUCAGGUUGGUGUUAUGCGAAAACAUAAAUAGCGAUUGUGGUACCUUCCAUGCACUGACUUCGUUCUAGAAAUCUAUAACCCUUCUUGUACCUAACAAACCUCUUUUUUUACUUUUUCUUUUUUUGUUCACUCAGCAACGAUUCCAAAACAGAAAUCCGACCUCCCAGUAGCCGAGUCUCGAGCGGUCAAAAUUCUCGCGGAAAACGUUAAGGAAAAUGACAAGACGGAUGAAAUACACGAACAAUGGCUGCUAGCGGCGAAUGUUCUUAACAGGUUCUUCAUUUGGCUGUUUCUUAUCGCAGUUAUCAUCACUAUUAUAGCUGUGUUUACUGAGGAUACAAGGAGACUUGAAACUUAGAUAUCACUGAACCCAGGUUGAAAUUUCAAUGGAUUUGAUCGAGAGGCGAUCGACGUUUUGACUGAAAGAUGAGAAACGAAAGAACGAUGGA